AUGUACCACAAACUUCCCAAAUUAAAUUUACCAACGUUCGGUGGGAAUAUGUUAGAAUGGCAACCCUUUUGGGAUUCGUUUAGCGCUGCCGUACACGAUAACCUGUCUUUAAACGAUGUGCAGAAAUUUAAUUACUUGAAAUCUCAACUGUUCGGAGAAGCCACCCAAUGCAUAGCAGGUCUACAAAUAACUAACACAAAUUACGGACAAGCAUUACAUGUACUGAAACAGAGAUUCGGUCAACCACAUAAGAUAGUACAAACAUACAUGCAGAGUUUAAUCAGCCUUCCUAGUCCAACGUCAAAUAUUACAAAUUUGAAAAAAUUCUACGACAGUAUGGAAAACUACAUCCGUGGCCUUGAAAGUAUAGGGGAGUCUCACGAGUCGUUCGGAAGCCUUUUAGUGCCCAUAAUAUUAAAUAAAUUACCUGGGAAUAUACGAGAAAACAUGGUACGUGCCCACGGAGGUGACCACUGGAACUUGCCGUCGUUACGGCAAGCUAUUCAACAUGAGAUAACGAUUAAGGAAGCGGGUCAGUCGGUAAACGGUGAUGAUAUGGAGCCAAAUUACACACCCACAUCAGCAUUCUUUAUGGGUACAAAUCGCAACUACGCAAAUCAGAAAGGGAAAAGAGACAUAACCAAGAAGCCGUGCAUCUUUUGUCAAGGAGUUCACGCCCCAUUAGCUUGUAAAACUGUUACGGAAAUUGAAGCUCGAAAACGCAUUGUUAAGGAGAAACAGGCAUGUUUCAAUUGCUUAGGAAAUCACAGAGUUGCAGAUUGCAAAUCCGAUAAAACUUGUAAAAAUUGUAAUAAACGACACCAUACCAGUAUUUGUUCAAAGAAUGAAUCACACCUGUAUACCAAGUCUAAAGAUAGCAGUACAUCAAAACCAGAUACCGAUGCCGCAGUCGCAAGUAUGCAUUCAUCCACAUCAUCAGUUAGAUCGCAGGUAUUGUUGAAAACCGCGAUAGCGCCUAUCACGUAUGACAAGACACAUUUUAACACCGCCAAUUUACUAUUCGACGAAGGAGCCCAGCGAAGCUUUAUCACUCAAGAGAUAGCCGAUUUAUUGAACCUGAGACCACAAAGGAAAGAAGCGAUAACGAUAUCCGGUUUCGGUGAAUCCAACAAGAAGGUUAGAAAUUUACAAAUUGCUACUAUAUAUAUAAAAGGUCUAACGAAUACGCUUAUCCCUAUUGAAGUUCUUAUAGUACCACAGAUUGCUUAUCCAAUACAUACUUACGCAAGGAACCAGUCGAGCUUUCAGCAUUUGAAUGGAUUGAAGUUAGCCCACCCAGCUUUACAGGACGAGGAUUUUGAGAUAUCAGUCUUAGUUGGCGCCGAUUAUUAUUGGGAUAUAGUUGGAAACAGAGUAAUUAGAGGUUCCGGACCAACCGCUGUACAGUCCAAAGUUGGAUACUUGCUAUCAGGACCUAUACAAUUGAACACUUACAGUAAUAAUCAAUCAACGUCAUCGAUUAUGAACAUUUUGAUCCCACACAGACUAGAAGAAUGUGAAAUACAUAAAUUUUGGGAAAUCGAAUCCAUAGGAACAGAAAUAGACAGCGAAGUGAAAGCGAAAACGGACUUACAAGAAAUGACCACUUACCAAGAGAAUAACAUUCAUUUGAAAGACAAUAGGUACAUCGCCAAGUUUCCAUGGAAACCAGAACAUCCGGAGUUGCCUUGCAACGAGAUGAUCGCCAGAAAGAGAGCAUACAACGUGAUAAACCGACUUGCUAAAGAACCAGAGAUGCUUAAGAUAUACGGUAACAUUAUCAACGACCAAGAAAAUCGAGGUUUUAUAGAGAAGGUUGAGACCCCGGAUGAGACUACUAAUCGAGUACACUAUAUUCCGCACCACCCAGUGAAAAAAGAUUCAUCGACUACACCGAUACGUAUAGUAUAUGAUUGCAGUUGUCGUCAAGAUUCAGAAUCACCCAGCUUAAAUGAUUGCCUUUCUUCUACACCGCCGCAGCUUAAUAAGCUAACAGAUAUACUUACAAGAUUCCGCUACGGUAAAUACGCCUUAACAACUGAUAUUGAGAAAGCAUUCCUCCAGAUUGGACUAGACGAAGAAGACCGCGAUUCAACCCGAUUUUUCUGGCUUAGAGACCCAAGCAACCCCAAGAGUGAACUUGAGACUUACAGAUUCAAGGUAAUUUUAUUCGGAGCGACAUGUUCGCCAUUUAUUCUUAACGCUACAUUAUUGAAACAUUUGUCAACGGUUACAAGUGCUACAGCUGAGAUACUCAAGCGAGAUUUGUAUGUAGACAACGUACUUACAAGUGUUAAUACGGAAGAAGCCGCCUUAAAUUUCUUUGAAGAAUCUAGAGAACUCAUGACAAAUGCAUGGAAAUACGUACCAACAGACUCAAAUCCAGCCGACCUUCAAACUAGAGGAAUAUCAUCAACGCAAUUCAAAGAAUCGACUUUGUGGAUGCAAGGACCGUCGUGGAUAUCGGAUGAGAACAGUUGGCCUACAUGGACCCCACAAGUUAAACAAGAGACUCUUUUGUUAACGACAACAGAUGACAGCAAAAAGACAAAACCGUGUAAAUUAAGUGGAAUUUCGAAAAUAAUUGAUCUAUCGAGAUUCUCGUCCUUAAAGAAGUUACUACGAGUUACAUGCUACGUGUUUAAAUUUGUGAAUAUAUGUAAAAGUAAGCGACCGUAUAACUUGAGGAAAUAUGCUAGACACGGAAAAGAUAUUACGAAAGAUGAAAUUGACCGCGCAACUCGUACAUGGAUUACAGAUAUUCAAAAUGAAAAAUUCAGUAAUGAAAAGCAGCAACUCGCAAACCCGUCACGUGACAAGAAUCUACCGUUAGUAAGACAACUGCGCUUGUUCAUAGAUACAGAAGGUGUCAUUCGAUGCGCCGGGCGCAUACACAAUUCACAGUUAGACGACUCCGCGAAGUUUCCAGUGUUACUACCGAAGAAAAAUCAAUUUACGGACUUAGUUAUAUUGAACGCGCACCUGCAGAUGUUACAUUCUGGUGCUGGACAGACAAUUACGCAAAUCCGCCAAUCAUAUUGGAUACCUUCCAUUAGACAAUGCGUUAACCACAUCGUACAGAAAUGUGUAAAGUGCCGAAAAGUGACCGGAAAAGCAUUUCCACAGCAAAUUUCGCCUCCGCUACCAAAGGAUAGAGUCACCCGUCCGAUAUGA
Molecule: messenger RNA, 3174 nt
Organism: Mytilus trossulus (common blue mussel)
Lineage: Eukaryota; Metazoa; Mollusca; Bivalvia; Mytilida; Mytilidae
Exons: 1
Coding region: 1-3174 (1057 amino acids)
Biological process (GO): proteolysis
Molecular function (GO): aspartic-type endopeptidase activity
Source: RefSeq, a predicted model, not a curated record